Molecule: messenger RNA, 1802 nt
Organism: Cucumis melo (muskmelon)
Lineage: Eukaryota; Viridiplantae; Streptophyta; Magnoliopsida; Cucurbitales; Cucurbitaceae
Product: dehydration-responsive element-binding protein 2C
Exons: 2
Coding region: 249-1535 (428 amino acids)
Biological process (GO): positive regulation of DNA-templated transcription; response to stress
Cellular component (GO): nucleus
Molecular function (GO): transcription cis-regulatory region binding; DNA-binding transcription factor activity
Source: RefSeq, a predicted model, not a curated record
CACGGCUCCGAUUUCAAAACUUGCAGAUUUCAAAAAACGAAAUAUCUUCUUCACCAAAAAGUAAGAACCCCUCGUUUCACAGCACCAACGCAACUUUGCAUUAACCAAACAGACCUCAAAUUUUGAGAGAAAUUUCAGAAUCAGAGAAGCAACAACAAUAAAAAGAUCCGAAGGAAGAAGAAACUGCAUACAUACUUCGAAAGGGAUUCUUCAUUUCGUAUGAUAUCAGAGACGAUUGAGAGUUGAAAAUGGUCGAGAAAAUGGGUCACAGUGAUCAAUAUUCUGAUGCAAUUUCUUUACCUACAAAUUCAAUCAGGAAGAGGAAGUCACGGAGUAGACGAGAUCGAUCGACCGUGGCUGAGACUCUUGCUAAGUGGAAAGCAUAUAAUGAAUGUUUCGAUUCCAGUAAUGAUGGUGGCAAGCUAAUCCGUAAAGCUCCAGCUAAAGGAUCUAAGAAAGGAUGUAUGAAAGGCAAAGGAGGACCCUUAAAUUCACAUUGCAAUUACAGAGGUGUGAGACAGAGGACUUGGGGCAAAUGGGUUGCGGAGAUUCGUGAACCCAAUAGAGGAAGUAGGCUUUGGCUUGGUACUUUCCCUACUGCCAUUGAAGCCGCUCUUGCCUACGACGAGGCUGCAAGGACGAUGUACGGUCAGACUGCUCGUUUAAACCUUCCCAACAUUAAAAACAGAGGGCAGCUACAGGGGAUUCUUUUGGAGGACUACUUGGGGCUGCGUAAUUCGGAUUCUUCAACCACUACUUCUACGUGUUCCGAGUCCACUACUACGACUUCAAACCAAUCUGAGGUCUGUGUGCCUGAGGAGUUCACGGUGAGGCCACAACUUGUUCCCUUAAACGUUAAGAGUGAAGAUGGAGAAGGAGAAUCGAGGACCGGGGAUCAUGGCGAUGAGACUGCAACACCGAUGUGCUUAGAGAAUCAAGUGAAACAUGAGGAUUGUAAUGGUCAGACAGCUGCAUUAGUGGCUGAGUUUCCUUGUUUGGAUCAGUUGCAAAACUUUCAAAUGGCUGAAAUAUUCGAGCCAAGGACGGGGCCUCAGACAGGUCCUAUGUUGACGCCAUUGAGCUUAGAGAAGCAAGUGAAGGAUGAAGAUCUGGAUGCUGUAUAUCGUGAACGGAGUGAUGAUCAAGCAGUCUUAUCAGAAGCUGGGAUUUCAAGUCUAUAUGAUUUACAGAACUUUGAAAUGGAUGAAAUGUUUGAUGUGGAAGAGCUUCUAAGCCUCAUAAGUAGUGAUUCCUUCCAUGAUCCAACAAACAUCUUGAAGGGCAAUGCAGAUGGUUAUACGAGCUUGGUGCCUUCUCAAGUUGGCAGUAUCGGGUCUGAAAAGCCACCAAAUUCGUCAUACCAAAUGCAAAAUCCUGACGCUAAGCUUCUCGGAAGUCCGCAACAAAUGGAGCGAACUCCAGCGGAUGUUGACUACGGAUUUGAUUUCCUGAAGCAGGGAAGGGAGGAGGAUCUGAAUGCGGCAGCAGAUGAUUGUGUUAGAUACCUGAACGAAAUUGGUGAUUUAGGAUUUUGAUGGGCAAUUUUUCGGUUGAUGGUUCAGAAGCAUUUUCUUUUCUUUUCUUUUAAAAGAACACACGUAAAAACAUUGCUGACUCUGUAUUGUGUUUGUGUAAAAUACUUUUAGUAUUUGGAGCCGACAAAUUCUUCAUAGGUUUUAGUUUUGGAGGAUGUGUCGGGCUUUUCUGAUAAGUGAUUUACAUACCGAGUUAAUUACAUGUACCUGACAAUGUUUUUUGAGUUAGUAUAAUAAAUUUUGCCUGGGUCUGGCUUCUUCAUUCCA